GUUUACGUUACAUUGUGUACCUACCAACGUUGAGUAUUUCCAUUAAUAAUUUCCGCAUUGAUUUUCUCAUUAUUACUGUACCUUGACAUACUAAAUCGAGAUAAAAUAUAACCUACGAAGCAGUACAUUAAACAUUUUAAAUGGAAAACUUGAAAAACAUUUGGAAACCUGAGCUCUAUCGUAUCCAGAUGGAAGCUCCAUUACCGAAACGCUUGAUGUGUGAAAAUUGCCCUGAUAGACCUGAAUUUUACGGCAAGGAAUACCAUGGACUGAUAGGUCAUAAAGAGGCUACACUUUUGUUAGAAGGAGAGCCCAAUGGAGCUUUUCUGAUAAGAAAAGGAAAUCAAUGCAAUGACUUCUACACGUUGACUUGGAGAUUUGAUGACAAAAUACACCAUUAUAAACUAUACUAUGAUGGGACCCACUACAUAAAAGACAAGCGAUAUGAAACAGUGUAUGAUUUGGUGGCUGAUGGACUCAUCACUUGUCACAUGGAAUUGAAGGCUCAUCACAUCCUGGAGAUGAUUAACUCCCGGACAAGUUACACGGACAGUCCAUAUGUCACAUUGAAUAGGAGGAAAUUGAAUACAUUGUCUCAAAUGAAACAAAACUCAAACCGCUCAAGCCCAAUAGGUAAAAAGACUGAAACAAGAAAUAUAGAAGAUAUUGACAUUCCAAAAAAGCCAUCUUUUGAUCUCACACCAACAUUAGAAGACAACCCUCUUCUCAUUAAGUAUUCAAAGAGCCACAGCUUCAAAGUUCACACGUUCAAGGGACUGAACUGGUGUGAGCUUUGUGCUAACUUCCUAUGGGGAUUCACCGCUCAGGGAGUUAAAUGUGAAGACUGUGGUUUCAUAGCCCAUUCCAAGUGUUCCGAAAGGGUCCCGAACCAUUGCGUGCCAGAUCUGAAGAAGCUUCGAGGUGUGUUCGGUAUAGACCUGACCACUCUACUCAAUGCCCAUGCUAGCACUCUUCCGUUUGUAGUAAGGAAAUGUGUCAACGAGAUAGAAGCUAGGGGUAUGGAUUCAGAAGGCAUCUACAGGGUGUCUGGGUUUGCUGAUGAGAUUGAGGCGUUGAAAAUGGCCUUUGACAAAGAUGGCGAAGCAGCAGAUCUCAGUGUAUACAGCAACAUUAAUGUGGUAGCGGGGACGCUGAAACUCUACUUACGGUUGCUGCCUGUCCCGUUGGUUACGUACGAAGUGCAUCCCAAACUUGUUCAGGCCAUACAAACGAAAACAGCGGCGUCACAAAUAACUCUUUUGAGAGAAUGUCUGGAUCAGCUCCCGCCGGCACACUUCAACUGUUUGCAGUAUAUGGUACAGCAUUUGCAUAGGGUAUCACAAUACGCGGAAGUGAACAAGAUGAGCGCUCACAACCUUAGCACUGUAUUCGCGCCGACCCUUGUGGCCACGCCGCCCGCCAUCACGGACCUAGCCUUCGAAAUCAGGGCCUUACAAGCUCUAAUAGAGUACUGCCCGCAAAUUUAUUAUGGGAACAAGUAACUUUCCAAUAUGUAUUUGAGAAUAUCAAAUCAAAAACUUAAGGUCACAGUUCCAUUAAAUUAACUAUUUAGCAAGUACUCAUAGCAAGUGAAUAUAGUUACUGGCCACAUAGUAUUUAAGAGUUUUAGUGGAGGUCAAAAUAAGUCUGAUUUAUUUUAAUACAUACUCGUAAUUUUGUUUAUAGGUGCUAAAACGAGGCUUUGCCUGCAAACAAAAGCAUUAUUGUUUUGCCAGGUAUUUUGACAUUUUAUGCAUUUAUGUUUUUUUUUACAAGGAAUCUACCAAGUUUGGUAUUUUAUAUACAUAUUAUUUACAUAUUUGUCACCUUAAAAAGAAUGUUAACGUAGGUACCAACUGAAGUUAAAUAAAAUUACCUAUUUUAGAUUACAUGUUAAAUAUUAAUUAUAGCCCACUCCAUCAGAAUGUAUUAUGUUUAGUAUUAAUGUAUCAUUUUAAUCUUGUGCAAUAAAUUGGCUAAGAAUAAGAAGAGUGCAUUUUCUUAAAAUAUUUUUUACGCUGUUAUUUAUAUCAAAUUGUGAUAAAAUAAUGAGAAAUUCGAUCUUUAUAAAAGAUUACUUUAGAACCAUUCCAGGUUGUGUUUUGAUAAGUAUAGUAAUUGUAAUAUUAUAUGAUGCAGCAAUUUUUUACUUUUGUAUUGAUAAGAUGUAAUAAGUAUAUGACAAUUAUAA
Molecule: messenger RNA, 2191 nt
Organism: Amyelois transitella
Lineage: Eukaryota; Metazoa; Arthropoda; Insecta; Lepidoptera; Pyralidae
Gene: RhoGAP5A
Product: beta-chimaerin
Exons: 8
Coding region: 141-1502 (453 amino acids)
Biological process (GO): signal transduction; regulation of GTPase activity
Molecular function (GO): GTPase activator activity
Source: RefSeq, a predicted model, not a curated record